AUGGAUAUUCAUGAUGGAAACGUGAUUCAGUAUGAGAAAGGUGGCCUCUAUUAUUAUUACGGUGUUGGAUAUGGUGGUUGUCGCCAAUUUUUAAACUUCGGCUGUGCUGGUGAAUUUUUGCUCGGUGACUGCGGCUUUCGUAUCAAUCAUACGAUCAAUUUAUACACGUCACCGGAUCUGAGUCGAUGGACAUUCAUAGGCGAUAUGCUUCCAUGGUAUGGUGAUCGUCCAGUCGGCAUCUACUAUCGGCCGAAGGUUAUUUAUAAUCGAUAUACUGGAAUGUAUGUACUUUGGAUCAAUCGAGUGCCACGUACGGGUUCAUUUGACGGACCGAAUUUUAUCGAUAGCAGUUAUGUCGUAGCGACCUCUCGAAAACCUGAAGGGCCAUUCACUGUGGUGAGGCAGAAGAUUGAAACACUCGCCUAUGGUAGUCCAGGUGAUUUUGCACUCUUUGUUGACGAUGAUGAUACCGAGAAACCAACAGGUUAUAUCGCCUACACAUCUAUUGACAGUUUGCAUCGUAUUCAAAUCGAACAGCUCUCAUCGGACUAUACAAAUACACUGGGCACAAAAGCGACAACCGGCUCUAUAACUCCAAUGAAUAAUGAGGCUCCCAUUAUGUUCAAACGCAAUGGCUUCUACUAUCUGCUGUUUGGCGAAAGUUGUUGUUUCUGUCGCGAGGGUGGCAACUCGUAUGUCUUUGUCAGUACACAUCCACUGGGCCCAUGGACUGAUGCAAAGUACGAUAUUGAUCCGGUCGGAAACGAAAUUAUCCAUGGCAUCAUAAUACGACGUUCUAUCUCUGGUGGUCAAGAAAGUUUCAUUGUUGAAGCGAUGCUAAACAAUUCGAGUAGAGCCUACAUUUUCGUUAGUGAUCGUUGGGGAAGUGGUCCAACAAAGGCUACGGAUUUUCAAUACUGGCAACCAUUGCAAUUUAAUGAUACUCAGACUCCACCACGUAUAGAAGAGCUUCAAUGGGUCGAUCAAUUUACACUUGAUAUUGCUUUGUCCUAG
This is a messenger RNA of Rotaria sp. Silwood2, 1014 nucleotides long. Lineage: Eukaryota; Metazoa; Rotifera; Eurotatoria; Philodinida; Philodinidae. The record is from the annotation of a GenBank genome assembly.